This is a messenger RNA of Lodderomyces elongisporus, 672 nucleotides long. It is a transcript of the gene PEX17, whose product is annotated as Pex17p. The transcript has a single exon. Bases 1 to 672 code for a protein of 223 amino acids. Lineage: Eukaryota; Fungi; Ascomycota; Pichiomycetes; Serinales; Debaryomycetaceae. The record is from RefSeq and is a predicted model, not a curated record.
AUGUCCGCAGUUGCAAAGUUAACGAUACCAGAGUCUUCAUACAACUUAGCUUCGUAUAAUCUACUGUCUCCCAAAUCUAAAUCCCAACUCCUAAUCUAUUUAAUCAAACUUACCCAUGGUGCCUCCGUGUCACUCAUAAUUGCUUAUGCUGUGGGGUUCCUAAUCCUCAAACCAUUAUUGGAGCAGACUGCUAGUCGAAGAUUAGACUUGCUCGAAUGUGUGCGUGGAAAUCUUCGUGAAUUUUAUUUGAAGGCAAUCACCAAGAUCAACUAUGUCCCCAUAGUUGCAAUCAGGCGCCAGAACAAGCUUUUAGCGGAUGCUGCUGUUCAAACCGAAUCAACGGGAAGCAAAGAAGAGGGUGAACGCGACCCAUUGAUGCAAAACGAACUACACUCACGCUUAAAGAAAAUAGCCACUUUUCUUCAAGAUAGUGUCAGAAGCUAUUCUAUGGAAGGAAUGAGCAAUUACAGAAGUAUAAACUAUUCGAUUAAGGAUUUCCAAAACAAGGCCGAUUUGGUAUACUUCAAUGAGGAUGACUUUUUCCUUCAAGAUAACGUAUCCAGUAUUUCAAACAGACCAGCUGGAACAAAGACAAGGAAAAAAAACAUCGUAGUGGAAACCAAGAAUGAGAUUAGAAGCAUAAAAGGGUUGUUUAUGAGCGGCCAGAUAUAA